Molecule: messenger RNA, 1451 nt
Organism: Anopheles nili
Lineage: Eukaryota; Metazoa; Arthropoda; Insecta; Diptera; Culicidae
Exons: 4
Coding region: 51-629 (192 amino acids)
Cellular component (GO): lysosomal membrane
Source: RefSeq, a predicted model, not a curated record
GUGGUAUUUCUGUGAUUUCUUAGCGUAUGUAGGGCUCAUUCUGCGACACAAUGUAUCGUAAAUUCCUGUACAGUAUAGUCAUAGUGAUAAUCUUACAUAUUACAAUCACUGAAGGCCAAUCUUAUGAAGAUAAGCGGUGUAAAUGCAUCUGCCCGAGCUUCAAAACUGUAGACAACACCACGCAAGAGGGCACCGACCGGAUGCUGAUCAUCGAUAAUGUACCCCCAAACAAAUGCAACUGCGAUGGGGUCAUCCUGCCCCGGCUAGCGAACAAGAUUAAGGGAAAGGGGCAGGAGAUCUGUCCGCGGUGUGACUGCAAGUACGAGAAUCGCAACACGACCAUCAUAAAGGUCGUUGUAAUCAUAGUGAUAUGGAUCAUUUCUCUGCUCGUCAUCUACAUGCUCUUCCUGAUGUGCCUAGAUCCUCUGCUAAACAAGCGCGUCAAAGCUAACUACCAGGAGCACACGAACGAAGAUGAUGACACGGCAGUGACCGUUGGCAACGGGCAGGAUAUGCAUGUGCGUGAAAACAACGUGCUGAAUCGGGUCGGCCACCAGCAGGAUAAAUGGAAGCGACAGGUGCGGGAACAGCGACGUAAUAUAUACGAUCGGCACACUAUGCUAAACUGAGACUGGAAUGCGCGUGGAAAAACGAAUCCAUCACACGAAUGUGCGUAUAAGAAAAAAAGCGGGGCAGUUGAGAUCUCGUGCAUGGACCAUGUGGCACCAUUCUUAAAUCCCGAGGAUCUGGUACUUUUAGACGAAUUCCAUACCAAAAGACGAUGAGUGAACACAAUUUUGUGGUAUGCAUGUAGGUUUUUUGGCAAGCAUGUAGAGAAAUAAAUCAGUAGCCAAAUAACUAUUGGAACCGUUAAUCAAGGGUCACAAAAAUUUUACUAAUCGAAAGUAUCGAAUCUAAAUUGUGCGGUCAUUAUCAAGGAUAAUCUUUACUUCAUUCUGUUAGUCGAUUUGUCUCUUUCCCUUUCAAUUAACCGCUGUCGCCUUAUAUCCUAUUUUCCUUUCCUUAUUUUUGCCUACCCGUCACUCUUAUCGUUUAGGUAAUUUAAAGUUAAAUUGGUUCAAUUUAAGAAAGCAAAUUGUAAUCACAUUACGACUCUUGUAGCGCAUAGUAUAAAGAAAGUUUGCUACAUAUGAAAAAAAAGUGUAAAAAAGAUUUUUCCUGCCUCCUGUGAGAAUCGAACUCACGACCGCUGGUUUACAAGACCAGCGCUCUGCCUACUGAGCUAAAGAGGCGCGUGUUAGGUGGGAGUUCACAUUCGUAAAAAAAUCCAGCUCUUUCGUUGUCCAUGGCAUUUGCCAACCAUAAUCAAGCCAUUGCAGUAUAUAUAAAAGGAAAAUUAUGCUUAUGUAAUAUUGUCAGGAUAAUAAUCGCCGUGAUAUUCAUGCCUUUGAUUACAUCACAUGUACAUGAAAGCUGAAUUAAUAAAAUGA